AUGGCUUUUCGAGCAACUAGCAGCGGGAAAAAGAAAAUCAAAAAAAUUAGAAAACCCACCUUCCUUCCUUGUUUCCCCUCUUUAGCUUUGGGUGUGUUAUUUUACCAAAAAAAUCUUCUCCGGUCUUCCUCCACCUCCCUACAUCGAGUGUUGCUUGCUUCUUUCCCUUGCACUCCGACCGCCGCCACCGAUUCUUCCCCGUUCGUUGACAUCGAUCAAGGAAAUAAGAACACCAUCUUCCAUUCUCUCUUGCUGAUCGAGACAUUUGAGUAUAUACAUAUUUACAUUACGCCUUCAACAAUUGAAACCCUAACACUAGUUGUUCCUCAGUUAUAUGCACUACACUAUUUAGGUAGUGAAUUGACUUGUUUUCUGUGUCCAUUAUCCUCAUCACAAAACGACAUCAAUUCUAGGGAUUUUUUCACAAAAUCUCAUCCUGUAUCCUCAUUCCACACGAUGGCAAGAACGCUUAACAACGGUGGCGACCUUGAUGAGUCUCGCUUCACCUCGUCGGCAACCUCCUACUUACCUCACCUUAUCGGCGAAUCCAAUUCCCCUCUACCUUACUCCAACUCGAUCGGACUCACCUCACUUACUUUUACCCACUAG
This is a messenger RNA of Lactuca saligna, 609 nucleotides long. NCBI's taxonomy places the organism in Eukaryota, Viridiplantae, Streptophyta, Magnoliopsida, Asterales, Asteraceae. The record is from the annotation of a GenBank genome assembly.